This is a messenger RNA of Dimorphilus gyrociliatus, 3195 nucleotides long. The record is from the annotation of a GenBank genome assembly. Lineage: Eukaryota; Metazoa; Annelida; Polychaeta; Dinophilidae.
AAUCAGCUUGCCGCUUAUAAAUUGAGUAUUGAACGAACUCGGUUGCACUUGAGAAAGGUGUAUUAUCGGCAACUUUUUGAUCUGUGAAACAGAAUUUUGUGUCGAAGAAUGGCCAACCCAAGGGAAUCCAUGUUGUUGACAGAAGAUAAGUUGGAAGAAUUAAGAAACGCCUUUCAGACGAUCGAUUUAGAUGGAAGUGGCCAUAUAACAGUAAUGGAACUAGGUGAUGCAUUGAAAGUUUGUGGUUUUACUUUACCUGGCCAUGAAAUUCGCGAUCUAAUACAAAGAUAUGAUACAAAUAUCAAAGACGGAAAAAUAGAUUUUAUGGAAUUUCAACAGGUAUAAUAUUUAAACUAGUUUCUAUUAAUGCUUUUAUAUAUUUAUAUGUCGGGGCAAAUUCAAUUCUUUAUCAAGAUUAAACUUUCUAAAUAUUCAUAAGAUUAAAUUUGUAAUUUAAGUCUUAUCAGAGAACUACGUCUCAAUUUUAACUGUUCCAUAAUACGAGAGAAAAAUUUUGAUAAAGUACUGAAUUUUGGCAAACUACAGGCAUAAGCUUAUUUCUCUUUUUACUUUCUAUUAUUUAAUAUUUUAGUAUAUUAUAUGCUACCUUUCAUAAACAAGGAAGUAACAUUAUGGAGCCGCAACUGAAAGUAGAAAGUGAAUAGAAUUAGAAAAUUAUUAUAAAAAGAUUAUAAACAUAAAAAACAUUAUAAACUCUCGUUUCAUCUUUAAAAAUUAUAACAAAAAUAAGAUGGAUUCAGGUAGAUUUGUUUUAAAAAAAAAUCCCCUCCUCCUUUAAAAAAAAAAUAUAUCCAAUAUUUUUAAUGCUCUAUUGUUACCCUUAAAAUGUGAAUAGUCGUUGAUUUCAACUACUAGUGUUUACUUGUGUGUGUGUUUGUGUUUGUUUGUCUUUCUUUUUUUUGUUUUGUAAUAUUUUCAACUAAAAAGAAAAAGAGUAAAAAAUAUCUUCUAAUAGCACGGACAAUUUGAUGUGUAUUUUAUUCCUUUAUUUACUGUCACAAAUAGAGAUAGUUACGGAAGUAAUUGUAUUUUUUGCCCCCUUUUCACUUUUCUCCUUUUUUAUUUGUUUAUUUAUUUCAAAACAAAAUGAUAUCGAUUGAACUCUUUAGGUUUGUAUUUUAGUCUAAUACAAAAGUAUAAAAUUGAACUAAUGAAUGUUUAAUUUUAGAAUGAGAUUUCUUUUACUAUAUAUAUUUAUAUUUAUACGCGUAAAUACCUUAUAAAUAUUUGCUUUUUGAUAUGACAGCUAUAUGGUGAUGUUAAAGCCAAGUACGAUAUUGGCCACACCUACAAGAAAAACGUUGCUAAAGCUACUAACGUUGUCACCCAUGGAGGUACGUCAAUGGCAUCAUCGGUGGGAACCACUCAUACUGUGAAAAUAGAAGAACAAAUGGCCUUUUCCAAAUGGAUCAAUAGCAACCUAGCUUCUGAUGGCGAUUGUCGAAAUAUAUUACCGUUGAAUGCCGAAGGAAAUGAUCUUUAUCAUAAGUGCAGUGAUGGGAUUUUAUUAUGCAAAUUAAUUAAUAAAGCUCAGCCAGGCACUAUUGAUGAAAGGGUAAUGAAUAAGGGAGCUAAAUUAUCGCUUUUCUCUAAAAUGGAAAAUUUAACAUUGGCUCUUAAAUCUGCACAAUCAAUUGGAUGCAACAUUGUGAAUAUUGGUUCGGAUGAUUUACAUAAGGGUGCUCCUCAUCUGGUUUUAGGCCUUUUAUGGCAAAUUAUCAGAAUUGGUUUAUUGGCUGAUAUCAAUUUACACGACAAUCCUGGACUUAUACAUUUAUUGAAUGAAGGUGAAACAAUCGAGGAAUUAAUGAGACUAUCACCAGAGGAAAUAUUAAUUCGAUGGGUUAAUUAUCAUUUGGCUAAUUCCGACGCUAACCGAGCAAAUGAGAAUGUCCGCAUAAACAACUUUGGAAGGGAUAUUGAAAAUUCUAUUGCCUAUUACUAUUUGAUUCAGCAAAUUGCACCAGCCGAUACCAGAAUUGAUAUUUCUGGUAAAUCAGAUGGAAAUUUAGAGCAUAGAGCGGAAAACAUGUUACAGCAAGCCGAGAGAAUCAAUUGUAGAGCUUUCGUUCGUCCCUUGGACGUAGUAAAGGGAAACACAAAAUUGAAUAUGGCUUUUGUUGCAAAUUUAUUCAACAAUCAUCCAGCCCUGGAUAAGGUCACUGAUAACGACCUCCUCGAGCAAAUUGUCGACGAAACUAGGGAGGAGAAGAUGUAUCGUAAUUGGAUGAAUUCCUUGGGCGUUCGUCCCUUUGUUAAUCAUCUUUAUUCCGAUUUGAAGGACGCUCUUGUAUAUUUUCAACUUUUUGAAAAGAUAAAGCCCGGUUCAGUCGACUAUAGUCGUAUUCCAAGUAAUUUCAGUAAGCUAAAACAAAAGAGAAUGAUUGAAGAACUACAAAAUUGUAAUUAUGCCGUCGAAUUGGGAAAGCAAUUUAGAUUUUCAUUAGUUGGAAUAGACGGUAGUAAUCUAGCUCACGCUUCCGAGCAUAAGAGCUAUGCUCUUUCUCUAAUUUGGCAACUAAUGAAAGCUUAUACGCUAAGCGUGUUAUCUAAAUUAAGUGGUACUGAUAAACCGCUGGCAGAGAGCGCUAUAGUUAGUUGGGCCAACCAAAAAUUAUCCAAAAAAGGCAAGACUUUCUCCGGUUUCGGUGACCAGAGAUUAAGCGACGGAGUUAUUGUUAUCGACGUGAUUGAUUCUAUCCAGUCAAACAUAGUCAACUACAGUCUAGUAAAGCAAGGUUCUGGUGAGGAGGAAAAAACAAGCAAUGCUAAAUUAGCUAUUUCUUGGGCAAGAAAAAUGGGUGCUGGCGUCUAUGCUCUACCGGAAGAUAUAGUAGAAGUUAAACAAAAGAUGGUUAUGACCAUAUUCGCAUGUCUAAUGGCUGCCGAAUUAGAGAAUGAACAGAAAAAAUCUACACAGUCUUAAAAACGAUCAUUUUUUUUUUAUCUGAUUUCAUCUUUUAUUUUUGUUUAUAUAUUUUUAUUUCUUAUAUUUUUCCGCUUUUUAAAAACUUUAAUAAUUAGUUACUUAAAUGGAAUAAUUAAGUAAGCAAGUUAAUAUGGCUGUUACAGCCACAAGUUGUACCUUUGAGAGAAAAUUUUACAUAAUCUAAAAUAUUUUUUCCACUAAUAAUCACGUACAGUUUGGAUUAUUACAACGUUCUUUCGUAUCUC